Molecule: messenger RNA, 2895 nt
Organism: Symbiodinium natans
Lineage: Eukaryota; Dinophyceae; Suessiales; Symbiodiniaceae
Source: the annotation of a GenBank genome assembly
AUGACCCGAGUGACUGCGCGAGGCCGCGUGCGCAACUCCACUGGCUUGGGACAUGCCGUGGGACGUACCGUGGCCGAGGUGGAUGGCCAGCGGCAAGGCUCACUUGCAUUCGAUCGGUCAUUCUUCCUUGCUUUCGCUACCUCUUUCCCCUGUCCCCCGGAGCCGGAGCAGCUGUCCAAGUUGGCAUCGAUCCUCGUCGGGGUCCUCGUGGUCAUGUUGUGGGAGGUGCUCUGCACAUCUCUAACUGCCGAUAAGCCGACCAUCCUCACAGAGCUGGCGGGUACUCUCUUUCCCCAGGGCCAGAAGGAGGAGGAGCCCAACCAGCGACAGGGGCUUGCCUCGGUUCUCUGCCAGAAAAUGGACGAGUUUUCCAAGGAGAAUGCCAAGGCUCAUUUCUGGUCCGCGCGCACCUGGUCGCGCGAGAUUGAGGUCAAGGAAGAAGUGAGUGCCUGGGAGCUGGAGGAAUCUUCUUGCGGUCCUGCCCGCUUCCUACCGCUGCCGGGCAUCUCGGUGCUGUUUUUCGCCGAGCACACCAUCACCAAACAGCAGACCGAGGGCAGCAUCGACGUCACGCUGCUCCGUGUUGGGGACCUGAGCUGCGAGGUGAGCGUGAAGCUCGCCACCGUCGUCGGCACCGCCAAGGCCGAGAACUGCUUCAAGGAAGUCAAGGGCUUGGCAGUCUUCCCUCCGGGCGCCAGCUCCGCAACCUUCUCGGUGGAGCUGCUACCUCACGACGGCUUCAUCUCCCAGCGCUUCUUCGUGGUCCACGUGGAGCGCAUCAUCGGCAAGGCCACCAUGGGCGGCUGCUUCUUCACCCGCGUGCGGCUGCUGCCCUCCGGCGUCUGGCCGCCCGGGCUGCUGCCUGAAGACGUGGAGAACCCGGCUCCCACCCGCUUGGCGAGGUUGAAGAUGGUCUGGGCAUUUGCCGCGAUGCUGCUUCGGCGCCGAGGCAUCAAGCUAUGGAAGGUGCUUGCUUCCAUCGUAUGGCUGGACUUCCACGGCGUGGUGAUGAACACGCUGCUCCUAAACUACGCGAUCUACGACUUCUGCCUGACGAAGGCGAGCUUCGAGGCGGCGUGCCACCGUCUGCCUUUCAUCGUCCUGGCGAAGUUGGUAUUGGUGUGCGUGGACAGGUUGGCCAGCCACGUGAAGAGCGCCAUGACAGGGAACCUCUCGACCACGCGCCUCCUCCAGGAGGUGGUCUUGCACAGGUACCUGCAGCUGUCCAGUGACGUGCUCCAUCUGGGCACCUUCCUGCACAUGCUCUUUGACACUGUGCCGGAGAGCGUGACAUACGGCUACAAGACCAUCUUCCAGCUGGCUCACAGCUCGGUGUCCAUGGUGUUUUCGCUCUUGAUGGCGAUUGUGGUGCAGGUCCUCAAGGGCGAAGUCCCGCCCAGGGAUGCCUGGCAGCCGCUGCUGUGGAUUCUGGUGCCACUGCACUGGACUCUGGCAAUCAGCGUUUGCCAGCGGCGGAGUUCGUUCAACCGAUGGGCCUUGGCAGUGCGAGAUUCCGACAUUGAGAAGACCAGUGCCAUGGUGGACUUGUUGAACUGCCGACAGUGGCUGCGAGCCUACGACGGCGCGUAUCCUGUGCAGCACGUGCGCAGCACGUUUGAUGACGCGUGGUCCAAGUUCCUCGAGAAGCGGACAACCUUCGUCAUAUACAAGAAUGACACCCAGUGGAUGGCGCGCUACAUGGGAGAACUCACGAAGGUCCUGGGGAUCCUUUUCGGCGGCUAUGCAGUCGUGCAACACCAGCAGAGUGGGGAAGGCCACAUGACGAUCGGCCGGUUUACGGUGUUCGUCAGCCUGUACAAUAUCAUUGUGGACGUGCUCUACAGUUUCAUUGAGGCAUGGGACGGCCUGGUCUAUGCGGGGAUACUUGUGGAGGAGCUUGCCAAGUUCAUCAACCGGCCCAGCCGGUGGCUCCACCAUCUAUCCGACGAGCCCGUCGACCCGCAGGAGCAUCCGAUAAUGCAAGGAUCCUUCACCAUCAAGCUGGAUUCGAUAGGCGUGGAUCUGGAUGUAUCGCCGCGAAAGCAGGGGCGGAUGGAUGCGGGCAUCCCCUUGGGCCGCACCUAUGGCCUGCGGACCCAGAACGACGCCAGCUCCCUGCGCCGUCAGCUCGGUGAGAUCCUGGGCGGACUGCGGAUCCCUUCUGGAAAGAUCGACCUGGUCAGCUGCGCCAGGUUCUUGCUGCUCAAACCUCCGGUCACCUUGGCUGCGGGAACCGUCCUCGAAAAUCUGCUGGCCAAUGCGGCCGCUUGGGUUCGGGCCAGUGACGUUGUGGCACUUCUGGCCCUGUUGGGCAUUCCGCUGCCCCCGCCUGCUGGGGCCCAGCCGCGGCACGCACUGGACCCAGCCGCCCUGCUCCAGGCCCUGAGAGACGCCGCCGACCAGCAUGGGGCCCCGUCCCCCAAGCUGAAGAGCGAAGCGAUCCACGCCCACUGCACCUGGUUCCGUGAUCGCUGCCUGGAGUCUGACAUCGAUGUGUUGUCACCAAUCGCACGCGCAGAGGAGCUCCUUCAGCCCUCCGAGAAGUUCCUCUUCGACAUCGCUCGCGGCCUCCUGGCGGACCCGGAGGUGUUGGUGGUGCAGGAUAUUCUGGGGGUGCUUCCGCUGCCCCUGGCGCGGAACGCUCUGCAGAUCCUCUGGCUGUGGCAGCGACUAGGAGGUCUGAAGGGGGUCAUCCUGGGCUUGGAGGGCGGCGCCCCAGCGCCUUCGUCCUCUUUUCCUGCGUGGCUCACGCCCUGCGGUGGACUCCCCCGCACCGUGUUCAUUUCAGAGUCCGCGAUCGUGUGCGCUGGGCUUCACCUGAGCCAGCACAUUGACGCCUGGCUGCUGUUACAGCCCGGAAGCUUGGAAAUCGUUGAGGGCGCCCUCGACGACUGA